CUGAAAGAAGAAGAAGAAGAAAGAAAAAGGAGAGGCUGACAUAAAAAGGGACAGAAGAAUAAGAAGAGGUUGCGUCGCACGAGCAGAAACUUAGUGCGAGGUCUGCGUCGGAGGAGAGACUGUGUCGGAAUCGUCCCACCUGGAAAAAGCAUCAUGGGCCUCGCUAUCACCUUUGUGCCAGGAGCAGAGAAGCCACCUGCCAUAAAAUGGAAAGAAGAAGAGGAAAUAGAACUGCAAGAAGAGGAGGAGGAGGAGGAUGAAGAAGAAGUGGAAGAAGAAGGAGGAGGAGGAAAAAAAGAAGUAGUAAAAGAAAAAGAUGUUUCAUCUCCCAGAAGCUCAACUAACGUCAGUAUAGGGACAGUUGCCAGCAUUGUAGUAGGAUCAGCAGGAGCUGUGAUCCUGGCUCCUGUCACCCUGGGGGCCGUAGGUUUCACCUCGGCUGGAAGCUGCAAUUGCUAA
Messenger RNA from Xiphias gladius (swordfish), 459 nucleotides. RefSeq names its product taperin-like. Lineage: Eukaryota; Metazoa; Chordata; Actinopteri; Istiophoriformes; Xiphiidae. The coding region runs from base 154 to 459 and encodes 101 amino acids. The record is from RefSeq and is a predicted model, not a curated record. The transcript is spliced from 5 exons.